Messenger RNA from Colossoma macropomum (tambaqui), 1995 nucleotides. RefSeq lists its product as uncharacterized. The transcript has 8 exons. The coding region runs from base 122 to 730 and encodes 202 amino acids. Gene Ontology annotation, cellular component: membrane. NCBI's taxonomy places the organism in Eukaryota, Metazoa, Chordata, Actinopteri, Characiformes, Serrasalmidae. The record is from RefSeq and is a predicted model, not a curated record.
UGCUGCAUCGUGCUCGCGCUCGGGCUGCGGCGACCCCUCCUCGAUUUGCACGAGGACAGCUCUGCACAACUGCUCUACAGAACAAGUGUUUUGGCACUCAGCCCCGUCUGGAGCCAGCGCGAUGUACCCGUCUCAGAUGAAAGCGUUCAAAAGCGCCGAGCCCAAAACCCUCGGGGCAGUGGAGAUCAUUAUUGGCACACUGGCAGUCAUUCUGAGCACGAUCGUCUAUAAACUGCACUACCACAUCCAGAGGGAGAUCAUCAUCCUCAUUCUCAAUGGUGCACAGCUCAUUAUCACUGGAAUUGUCUUGGUGCACGCUGGUAGAAGGCCUACUAAAUGUCUGGUGGGUACCAACAUUGUUUUGCAGUUGCUGACUGCGGCAUUUGACAUUGUUGGAUUUGGUCUCAUGGCCAGACAUGUACCCUUCCGUGGGGAGUCCUACUAUUACAGAGACACUGAGUGGUGUUGUGAUCCACUCCAUUCAGUUUGGGCUUGCUGUGGCGAAGGGGAGAAAAGAGGUCAUAAGGAGUUUUUGGUGAACGGCAUUUUAGGCACUCUGAUUGGUUCUUUGGUGCUGGCAUGUAUAAUUGGUUUGGUGGUGGCACUUUUUGGACUGUACGCCCUGUCUGUUAGUGCUAUUAAGGAGCUGACACCCAUUCCAAACUCCACAGCAAACCCACAGUACGGUUCUGGAGGACAGGCCAAGUCUGCAAUGCAUGCUGGGAACUGACACUACAAAAGACACUCACAAUAUAUGAUCAACAAUUUUAGCACAGUUUCACACCAAUCAAAAAGAGGACUGUUUCACCUACAAAACACUCACAGGUAAAAAAAAACAAAAAAACUUUGUGACUGUAAACAAUUUCUAUGUACGUAAAAUGGCUAGCUGUCUACUGUUUGGCUGUUUUCUCACCUUCAGGCUCUGAAAAUGUGUACGAUUUUAAUAGCUUAGCUAAAUAGCUUCUAGGUCCUCAUUCCUUUUGCAAUAAUAGACAGUAGUUUCUUUGCAUGACAAUACAUCUGUAGUAGCAACAGUUAGCAAUAGAUACGAAUGCUGUAUAAUUGGAACUGUAAGGGAUCUUUUCUGAAAUGCUAAACCGUGUUAAGAUGGAUUACACUCAGAAUCUCUCAAAAUGUUUAAGCUGGACUACAACUGCUUGAGAAACUCAGAAGAACUAUGGAUGAAGAGGUAUGAUAUGGUAAACUGGUGCUCAUUUGGUGCUUGAUUAAUGCAAGCCUGGCCUGUAGUACUGAAGGACAUCAUUUGCAUGAAACAUCAGGCAAAUCAUAAAACUAGUGAAACGUAAAAAUACUAAACAACAGUUAUCAAGCUUUCCCUUAGAAAAGAAGAAUUGGGCCCUGAAAGGAAUCUGGUCAACUCAAUAAAUCAAUGAAAAUUACACAUUAAUAAAUGUUAAAUCACCAUCAGCAUAUUUGUAAGAAAUAAAUAAUACACAAAAAAUAUGCAUUUGCUUUUUUGCACUGAAGUAUAACCGUAUAAAGAUUUUGCCAAAGAAUGAAAGCUUGAUAAAUGUUACCCAGUAUACUCUAGAAGACACAUUUGAAACUGAGUGUGUUUCUAAUGGGGAGGAACAAUGUCAGAAUCAUCUAAGUGUAAACACCGAUAAAUGACUGGCAUUGCUUGGCUUUUUUUGUCAUCUUGUUUUAUCUUUACUGAUACUUCAGGAAAGCUAUGAUGACUGCCAACUUUGUAAGUGCCACCACUUGUGACCAAAAUUAUGGACACUCUAAAAACAAGUCAGAGGUUGAACCCUCAUUCAAGGGCUCAACUGGUGUAGUAAAUCCUCCUGUGGAAGCAUGUGUUGUCAGUUCACAAUACUGUUUGUGUCAGUAUAUCAUUGCCUUUAUGACAGCAUGUGAGAUUUACAUUGUGCCUGUAUUAUAUGACCUCUUUAUAUGUAGUGAUGUGAAAUGUAGACAGUUUCAUGUGUGUUUAUGGAUGAUUGAUACUUAAAAUAAAUACAAUUUACUAGA